Molecule: messenger RNA, 431 nt
Organism: Carlito syrichta (Philippine tarsier)
Lineage: Eukaryota; Metazoa; Chordata; Mammalia; Primates; Tarsiidae
Product: histone H2A type 1-B/E
Exons: 1
Coding region: 1-393 (130 amino acids)
Cellular component (GO): nucleosome
Molecular function (GO): DNA binding; protein heterodimerization activity; structural constituent of chromatin
Source: RefSeq, a predicted model, not a curated record
AUGUCUGGGCGCGGCAAGCAAGGUGGCAAAGCUCGGGCUAAAGCCAAAACGCGUUCUUCUCGGGCUGGUCUUCAGUUUCCAGUGGGGCGUGUGCACCGCCUGCUACGCAAAGGCAACUAUUCGGAACGCGUUGGGGCCGGCGCACCGGUUUAUUUGGCAGCGGUACUGGAGUACCUGACCGCUGAAAUACUAGAGCUGGCGGGCAACGCAGCUCGCGACAACAAGAAGACACGCAUCAUCCCACGCCACCUGCAGCUAGCCAUUCGUAACGACGAGGAGCUCAACAAGCUGCUGGGCCGCGUAACCAUCGCGCAGGGCGGCGUCCUGCCCAAUAUCCAAGCAGUGCUGCUGCCCAAGAAGACUGAAAGCCACCACAAGGCUAAGGGCAAAUAAAAUGCUUAGCAGUCCACCAGUGAUCCUGAAUGCAGGAA